Molecule: messenger RNA, 2179 nt
Organism: Medicago truncatula (barrel medic)
Lineage: Eukaryota; Viridiplantae; Streptophyta; Magnoliopsida; Fabales; Fabaceae
Product: zinc finger protein CONSTANS-LIKE 9
Exons: 6
Coding region: 244-1476 (410 amino acids)
Molecular function (GO): zinc ion binding; protein binding
Source: RefSeq, a predicted model, not a curated record
ACCAACACAUACACAUCAAACAACAAACUCCAUAAUUUGCAUUAUUCUUCUCAUCUCACACCUACACCAACCCUCCCAUAUCUAAUCUAUAAUCUAACUAUUUUCUAUCCAAUCCAUCUCAACAUAAACACACAGAAGAGAGAUAAACAAAGAAGAACAAUAGGAUUCUUAUGGGAGUUUGCUUGAGAUAAGGAAAAGUUGAAAUUUUCCAUAAAGGGAGCAAGCACAGCGUGUGGUUUAAAGAUGGGUUCUUUAUGUGAUUUUUGCGGAGACCAGAGGUCUUUGGUGUACUGCCGCUCUGAUGCUGCUUCCUUAUGUUUGUCGUGUGAUCGAAAUGUUCAUUCUGCUAACGAACUUUCUAAGCGUCAUUCAAGAACACUUGUAUGCGAGAGGUGUAAUUUACAACCUGCAUAUGUGAGGUGUGUUGAAGAGAAAGUUUCACUUUGUCAGAACUGUGAUUGGUCAGCUCAUGGUACCAAUCCAUCUUCUUCAACACACAAGAGGCAAUCAAUCAAUUGCUUCUCUGGCUGUCCUUCAGCUUCCGAGCUUUCUUCAAUAUGGCCCUUUUUCUCAGACAUCCCUUCUACGGGUGAAGCAUGUGAACAUAAACUCGGUUUGAUGAGCAUUAAUGAGAACAGUGACAACAGUGCUAGGGUUCCUCCAGAAAGCAAGAAUGUGUCUGGUUCAGCUCAAGUGGCCGACCUUCCAAGCAAAAACAAAUCUGGCGUCGACACAUCUUCAAUACCCGAGUCAAGUGCCAAACCCCGUAUUUUGGACCAGGCGCCCGGAUCUUCCAAUGAAUUUAUGCCUAAGUUACUAUGUCCCAGUAGAAAGGCUCCAGCACUAUGUGAAGAUGAUAAGUUGCUUGAUGAUUUCAACAUAGAUGAGAUGGAUUUUGAACUUGAGAACUAUUCGGAACUUUUUGAUUUUGCUCUCAACCACUCUGAAGAGUUUUUUGAAAAUGGUGGUAUCAAUAGCUUAUUUGAGAGAAAAGACAUGUCUGCUAGUGCUGGUGAUUCAAAUUGUCAAGGUGCUUUUGCUGCUGAGGGGUCAUCAGCAAGGUUUGUUAGUGCUAUCCAACCAGAAUGCAGCAAUGCUGCAUCUGCAGAUUCAAUAUUAAGUACUAAAACUGAACCGGUUAUUUAUUUUACGGAAAGACAAUCAAACCUUUCAUUUUCUGGCGUUAACAAAGAUGCUAGUGCUGGUGACUAUCAAGAGUGUGGUACUUCUUCAAUGCUUCUCACAGGGGAGCCUCCCUGGUGUCCUCCUUGCCCCGAGAAUUCUAUUCAAUCUGCUAAUCGCAGCAAUGCUGUCAUGCGUUAUAAGGAAAAGAAAAAGAAUCGAAAGUUUGAUAAGAAAGUAAGAUAUGCUUCUCGGAAGGCAAGGGCUGAUGUCAGAAAACGUGUGAAAGGCCGGUUCGUCAAAGCUGGGGAAACAUACGACUAUGACCCUUUGAGUCAAACUAGAAGCUGCUGAGUGCACACUUUUUAACCAUGUCCUAUGAAAGGAAAGAAACACUCAGCAAAAAGAGUAGUAUAUUCUUCUAAAGAAUGGAUGAAAUUUGAUGCAAAUACAAACCGUCUGAUUUAACGCAGGAGCCUAUAAUAUCUUCAAGAAGGUUGUAACAAAGUCAUAUUUCAAUGAAAUGGCAGUAUAAGCUUGGAAGGGAACGCGCGUCCUUCACCGCGAAGGAUAUCCAAAUUGUGAUGUCAACUAAACAUGUCACAAGGUGCCCCAUCAAGCAACGUGCCUUGAAUUUUGAUUCCCUUUAUGAGGCAGAUCAUGGUUCUUGAUUUUAUUCUAAUGCACAAUUCUUUGUUAGUCCUUUGGUCACGAUAUUGUUCACGGUUUGCAUUAUUCAUGUUAAUUUCACACUAAUUUAAGCCUAUGUAUGUAGAACUGCUAGAGAUGGCAUGAUAAGUGUUACUGUUGUAGAAAAUAAUGUUUUGUUUUGCAUACAUGUAGAUGGAGUUGUAAUUGCUAAAUAGUCACUUAAAUGAAAAUUGUACAUUUGAAGGUUAUGUAAAGAAUAGGAUGUCAUUUAUCAUGAUGAUAGGUUGAACAUGUAUUGGUAGAAGUUUUGUUGGUAUUGUUUGGGUCAAUGUUUGUAUUCUUCAAUUGUAAACCCUCUUUAAAAGAACUGCAACUAUUUGUCAGAAAUUAUGUGUAUGUUAAAGUA